Molecule: messenger RNA, 2297 nt
Organism: Scatophagus argus
Lineage: Eukaryota; Metazoa; Chordata; Actinopteri; Scatophagidae
Gene: rexo4
Product: REX4 homolog, 3'-5' exonuclease
Exons: 8
Coding region: 321-1631 (436 amino acids)
Biological process (GO): rRNA processing; DNA catabolic process
Cellular component (GO): nucleus
Molecular function (GO): 3'-5' exonuclease activity; nucleic acid binding
Source: RefSeq, a predicted model, not a curated record
UUCCGGACACAUUUGACGGAUACACAUCUCGGAAAAACACAUUUCAGCAUGGCUUUGGAGCACCUGGAGUGUACCACUGAGCAAUUUUCUCAUCAGUUAACGACAAUAUUCAAACAUUUUCCCAGGGUUUGUGCUGCUACCCGAUAAACUAAUUCCGGGGAGACUUUUCUUGGUGAGACGGCUUUGACCGUUACGUUUUUUAAAAGCGUUACCCGCUGAACGAAUGUCGCAGCUCUGACUAUCCGGCGUGGUUGAAGACAGCUAAGAGGCGUUACAGACUUUUAACUGAUACAAAACUAAUUUUAUCCAAACUGACCAGAAUGUCAAAGGUAAAGGCAAUGAAGACAGACGCUCCUGCCAAAACAAAACGACCAAAACCUACAGAGAAAAAUCACACAGCAAAAAAGAAAAGGAAACAGUGGAUGAAAGAGAAGUUCAGAAAGAAAAUGCCUCCUCCCCAGGACAAACAAAAAGCCAAAGUUCAGCAAACGGCACCUCCAAAAGAUGCCCAAGAGUUCUCUGCUAACUGGAAAACAUUGCAAGAGAUGCUGAAAGUCAGUCAACCGGCGAAGCAGCAGCAGCCUGUGCAACCACAAUGUCGGAAUGGCACUCUGCAAAAAGAGGACGCCAAAGAAAAUACUUCUAAAAAUAUUCCAAAGAGCAGCUUCUCUCUCAGCCAGACAGACGCUGAGAAGAAAACUAAGCAGAAAACAGUUCCUAACAGUGUUCUCCCCAAGGACGGUCAGGUCAACUCGAAGCUUCCAUGUGUCUCAGAGACAAGACAGUCUGCUGCUCCAAAAAGGGAAAGGGACAGGGGAAAGUCAAACAGUGAGCAAUCUGCCAAGAAGAAGAAGAAGAGGAAGGAUGUUGUUGAGGAGAAGAAACCUACAGAAGAUGACCUCUGGUUUGAUGAUGUGGACCCUGAUGACAUUGAGGCAACAGUGGGAGCAGAGGCAGCAGAGGUCAUGAGGAAGAAGCAGGGCAUUCAAAAGAACAAGGACACACAGAGCGCCCUGGUCAAAGAAAAAGCCUUUGACGGCCUCACCAGAGCUGUGGCCAUCGAUUGCGAGAUGGUGGGAGUCGGUGCUGACGGAGAGGACAGCAUCUUGGCUCGUGUGUCCCUCGUGAACCAGUUUGGGAAAUGCAUCUAUGACAAACAUGUAAAGCCCACGGAGAAGGUGACAGACUACAGGACAGCCGUCAGUGGCAUCCGACCGCAGGACAUCAGAAAUGGAGAGGAUGUCCGGAUUGUGCAGAGGGAGGUUGCUGAGAUACUGAAAGGGAGAAUAGUGGUUGGACAUGCGAUACACAAUGACUUAAAGAUUUUACUCUUGGAUCAUCCAAAAAAGAAAAUCCGGGACACUCAGAAGUACAAACCUUUUAAGAAGAUUGUAAAGUGCGGACGACCCUCACUGAAACUCCUCUGUAGAGAAAUACUCAACGUCAAUGUCCAACAGGGUGAACAUUCAUCCGUCCAAGAUGCACAGGCCACCAUGAGGCUCUACACGCUGGUGAAAAAACAGUGGGAAGCAGAGAUUAAAGCCAAACAGAAGAACAAAGUCUCAGACAAUAAGAAUGAGAGAGAGCCCAGGUUUCCCAAGAACAAGGACAAGAAGCUCAUGGGACUUUGAAGUCAAAGCUGCAAGAGGAAAGAUCAUCCCUGGAUCGGAGCAGACCCGACUGAAACAAUUAGAGGUUUGGGUUUGUGUUUUGAAGACAAAACCACCGGGAGACAUUUAAAUUGACAGAUGUUAAACACUUGGGAGCUUAUCUAAGAUCUAUUACAGCAAAAGCAAACCAUGAAGAAUAGCAAUGAGAAUGAAAGAUGUCCACAGAUGUUAUUUUGUCAGCCAGAGCGCCUCACAUGGGACAUUUCAAGAUAUGAACAAUUGCUUUUUUCUCAUUUGCCAAGACUUGCACAAAGCUAUGAGUAUUCUGUCCGAGCAUCUCAGGCUGUGACUCUCACAGGGUUUAAAGUGUCUGGGAGAGCAAGGAAUCUUGAUUUACACGGAUCCUUUCAGCUGUUUCCUUAUUAAUUCUUAAAUAUCAACAUUAUUUCCAAAUAAUGUUGUUCUUAACAGUUGGAAGCAGAUGUUCAAAUUGCGAAACAUCCGCUUUCCUCUAUGGAGUGUCCUUGAGUACUGAAGGUCAUUUUCUAGCACGCAUAGCACAUUGUUCCAGGGUUAUAUAAAUUGUUUGUUUCAGAUAUUGGAUCUUCCAUGAUUUGGUCUGUACAGAAUUUGAUUCCGGUUGCCUUACAAGUUGUUUGUUUCAUGAAUAAAACGUGAGAGAAAUUA